AUGGGUCGAAAGAAAAAGAAACAAACUAAACCUUGGUGUUGGUAUUGUAAUCGUGAAUUUGAUGACGAAAAAAUUCUUUUACAACAUCAAAAAGCAAAACAUUUCAAAUGUCAUUUAUGUCAUAAGAAAUUAUAUACUGGACCCGGUUUACAAAUUCAUUCAAUACAAGUACAUAAAGAAAAUAUUGAUAAAGUACCAAAUGCACUUAAAGGACGAGAUAAUAUUGAAAUUGAAAUUUAUGGUAUGGAAGGAAUACCAGAAGAAGAUCUUCGUGCACAUGAAAAACGACUUGCUGGUAAAGAUAAAGAUGACUCAGAUAUUCCUGAUACUGUUAAAGUACCACAACCACCACCAAUGGGUAUGCCACCUAUGCCACCCAUGGGUAUGAUGCCUAAUGCACCAAUGAUGCCAAUGGGUUUUCCUGGUAUGCCAUUUGGUAUUUCUUCUAUGCCACUUCCUAUGAUGCCUGUACCAAUGAUGCAACAAUUACGACCACCAAUGCCUAUGGUUCCUACGGCACCGGGUAAUUCACCAAAUAAUCUUCUUCCUCCAGUUCCUUCUAAGCCACUAUUUCCAAGUGGAGCUACAGAUAAUAAUAAUGAUGGUCAUUCAUCGUCUAAUCUCACAACAAUGGCAUCAGCUGCAGCAGCAAUAUCCAAUUUAUCAGCUACGAAUCUUGGAUCAUUGCCCGGAAAUCGAGCAAAAAUAGAACCUGUUGCUGGUACUGCAAAAAUUAUACAUCCAGAUGAUGACAUAUCAUUAGAAGAAUUUCGUGCUUGUUUGCCGAAAUACAAACAAAUGAUGAUGCCACAACAAAUGCAAAUGCCUCCAAUGCCUGUUGGUCUUUCUAUGGCAAAUUUUGUAAGACCCCCAAUGGGUGGUAUGCCAUUUUUAGCUCCACCACCAGGCUUUGCACCUAUGGGAUUUAAUGGUCCACGUUACUGA
Molecule: messenger RNA, 945 nt
Organism: Adineta steineri
Lineage: Eukaryota; Metazoa; Rotifera; Eurotatoria; Adinetida; Adinetidae
Source: the annotation of a GenBank genome assembly